Saccostrea cuccullata (small rock oyster) is the source of this 630-nucleotide messenger RNA. RefSeq names its product complement C1q-like protein 2. Gene Ontology annotation, molecular function: protein binding. The transcript is spliced from 4 exons. The record is from RefSeq and is a predicted model, not a curated record. The coding region runs from base 1 to 630 and encodes 209 amino acids. NCBI's taxonomy places the organism in Eukaryota, Metazoa, Mollusca, Bivalvia, Ostreida, Ostreidae.
AUGGGCAAACUGACCAUUGAGGAAGGAGGGAUAGCCAUUGGAAUGAUGCUAUCUGGAUCAUUCUUACAACACACCAACAACUUCAACGGUGUAUUUCUGGCUUUUCUCAUUACAUACAUAAUUCUGACUGAGAAGAGGAUUGAUAGCUUAACUUCAUCAAAUACAGAUCUGAGAAAGAAAGUGGAACACCUCAUCAAUGCAAAUCAGAACUUGUUAAAAGGAUUUGAGGACUCGUCAAAGAAUGUUGCCUUUACAGCUGGUACGACAGGUGCGGGAGGUACCGGAAGCGGAAGUACACUAGUAUUUCCUGUGGUCAUCAAUAACGUUGGAGGUGAAUACGACCCAAGUACAGGGAUCUUUACCGCCCCUACAGCUGGACAGUACGUCUUUUACAUUAGUGCUCAGGGCUAUAGCAGUGACACAUUGUAUGUAUCUAUUGUACAUAACGGAGGAGCCAAGGUAAUGACAAUGUCUGACGGGGGACGGGGUAAAGAUUUCUACGAUUCUGGAUCCAACCUGAUGACUCUAAAUCUCCAACAAGGAGACAGAGUGUGGGCAAGAUGCCAUAGUGGGUCAAAUUAUUACAGCGAGGGAAUACCCAUUACAACUUUUUCCGGUUUUCUAGUUUAA